Lactuca saligna is the source of this 507-nucleotide messenger RNA. The record is from the annotation of a GenBank genome assembly. NCBI's taxonomy places the organism in Eukaryota, Viridiplantae, Streptophyta, Magnoliopsida, Asterales, Asteraceae.
AUGCUCAGGGCAUCAACAAUCGACAACAUCCGUGUCAUAAUAAUUGACAUCCAAGAAUCAACAACACCAUCAGAGACACCUGUCCCAACAACACCAGCCGAAGCACGGAUGACAAGAAUACGCCCAAAUGACGGAACACCAGAGCCAACCAGACCUCCUCGCCCUGUCACACGCACUCUCACCUUCACUCCACCAGAUAUCACUUUCUCCACCAAACACGAAACAUACAACAUGGAGAUGAUCAUGCAAAAACUCCAAAACCAACUCAAGAAAAUGAAGGAAUCAUUGGUGAUGGUACAAAACACAUACACCAGCAUCAACGACUCAAGUCAAAAUAUGAUAAAAGAAGCUCUAGUGGAAAUGCCAUACAUGCAUGUUGUCAUCACCGAAUCCUUCAUCAAAGACCUCGACCAAGACACCGUCAUCAUGUUCGACAUGAUCCAACUGAUGCAGGAGAACAUGAACGCAGAAACAAACAUCUGUAGGAAGAUCAUUCAAGACCUCUGA